AUGAACAAGUGCCAGGCUCCAGGCAGCCAGGAGAGAGCAGCGUUUAACCCCGGCCCUCGCCCUGCGUCCUGGGGCCGCCGGGCUGAGAGCAGAGGGCACAUGAAGAAGAGCCGGAGUGUCCUGGCUGUGACGGCGGACGAGAAGCCCAAGGACCUGCUGGACCCCGGGCUCUGCAGCCGCUCCUACACCGCUGGCAGCAUGCUGGGCACGGACCUGCGGCGCGGCCGGCGCCGCCUCUCCUCCAGCCUGCAGGUGCCACCAUGGAGACCCCUGGACCGGGCACGAUCGCCGGAGCCUGACAGCGUCCAGAGGCCGACCACCCUGCCCCUGUGCAUCCCGCCCCGCAUCGCCAUCACCCACGCCGAGCCGGACAGGUAG
Mauremys mutica (yellowpond turtle) is the source of this 378-nucleotide messenger RNA. Its product is annotated as cAMP-specific 3',5'-cyclic phosphodiesterase 4B-like. The transcript has 3 exons. NCBI's taxonomy places the organism in Eukaryota, Metazoa, Chordata, Testudines, Geoemydidae. The record is from RefSeq and is a predicted model, not a curated record. The coding region runs from base 1 to 378 and encodes 125 amino acids.